AUGACCAAUACACCGAGGCAAAAAGGUGGGAAAGACAAGGAGGAAGAGGGAGGGAAGAAAAGAACGGCAACAAGGAGGAACAAACGAUGGGCACAAAGGAGGAAAGGUCGAACAAGGAGAGGGAAGGGGAAAAGGAAGAAACAUGGGCAGUGACCCACCCCAGGCGAGUAGGGACGAGGAUAUCCGUGAGACGGACCGGAGGUUUAGCAUAACGGGGGCGGACCCAAAAGAUAUGAUACAGCAGAUGUCUGGGUCUAAAAAUAAUCCGACGAUUUCCGCUCCGUCGAUUCCUCCGUAUACCAAUGUAGCUCCGGUGGCAGCUUCAGCCAACAAACAAAGCCAAAGCCAAGGCCAAGGUCACGGAGGGGAAGGUGUCGUCUGUCGUGCAAGUGGUCAAGUAUGACGGAGAGAAGUAGGAGGUCUCUGGUGGUU
Messenger RNA from Ectocarpus sp. CCAP 1310/34, 432 nucleotides. NCBI's taxonomy places the organism in Eukaryota, Phaeophyceae, Ectocarpales, Ectocarpaceae. The record is from the annotation of a GenBank genome assembly.